CUCGAGCGACUGAAAGCGUCAAAUCAGGACAGGCGGCAUCACAUGACCGACUGAUUGAUAUCAGCUGCGCUCCCAUUGGCCGGGAGCUGCCCGUCGGCUGGCCUCGGGUUCCGUCCUCCGGUCUACCUUGGCUAACUUAUGACGGAGCAAAGGUGCGCUAACUAACUCCUCCAGAAGAUUUUCGGACAUCCGCACCGCUCAGGGACAGAAACUCCUCCCCUUCCCAUCUAUCUCUCUCUACUCUUCUUAUUUACUUUCCUUGUGGGUGAGGGUAUGAGCAUUUGAAAAGAGAAGAAAACCAAAAAGAGGUUGCUCGUGUGUCAACCGGGAAUCGCACAAAUGGCGUCGAAAGCCGCCAUUCUGCCGCUUUUGAGGCGAGAGGUCCUCCCUGCGUCCGGCCGGUCGUGGACGAAAGCCGUAUCGACCAAUUGCUGCUCUCGCUACUCUACACGGGCUGCGGAGGCCAUCCAGCAGCAGCCGGCAAGGGGGAUUCGACGAAGGGAAUAUUGGGCUCGGCCCGCGAUUGUAAACCAGAAGAGGACCCUGUCAGGGACGCCGGCCCGACGGAAUGCGGAGGACGGCGAGGAAAAGUUUGAUCCGGCGCAGGUCGAGAGAGAAUCGGACAGUGUCGAUGUAUGCAUCGUUGGAGGAGGUCCUGCCGGUCUCGCGGCUGCGAUAAAAUUGAAACAGCUCGCGAACGAAGCGGGUAACGAAGACUUCCGCGUCCUGGUGUUGGAAAAAGCUGGUGAAAUCGGAGAUCACAUCGUGUCCGGCAAUGUCCUUCAGCCGACGGCGAUCCAAGAGCUGUUCCCGGACUGGCUGUCCGAAGACAACCCAUCGCGAUUCGAGCACGCUACACCUGCAAAGGUGGACAGGAUGCGUUUCCUUACUGAAAACUCUGCGAUCUGGUUGCCAGAGCCGCCGCAGAUGAAAAAUCAUGGCAACUACAUUCUCAGUCUGAGCCAGCUAUGUCGAUGGCUUGGAGAGCGAGCCGAGGAGUUGGGUGUUGAGAUCUACCCGGGUUUCGCUGCGAGCGAGGUGCUUUAUAAGCCAGAUGGAUCUGUGAAGGGCGUAGCUACAAACGAUUUGGGCAUCGGACGAGAUGGGAAGCCCAAGGAUUCUUUCGAGAGGGGCAUGGAGUUCCACGCCCGUGUUACUCUUCUUGCUGAAGGAUGCCACGGAAGCUUGACCAAGCAAGUUAUUAAGAAAUUUGACCUACGCCGGGACAGCCAACCACAAACAUAUGGCCUCGGCAUCAAGGAAGUCUGGGAAGUGAAGCCUGAGAAUUUCCGCAAAGGAGAAAUUACUCACACCAUGGGGUAUCCUUUACCAUCGGACACAUACGGCGGAUCAUUUAUGUACCAUUUUGGUGAUAAUAUGGUGGCUGUGGGGUUGGUUGUCGGCCUCGACUACCCUAACCCGUGGUUAUCUCCCUACGGCGAGUUCCAGAAACUAAAACACCAUCCUUUGUUUAAAUCUGUUUUGGAAGGGGGCAAAUGUAUCUCUUACGGGGGGCGUGCUCUGGUCGAAGGUGGAUUGCAGUCAAUACCGAAAUGCGCUUUCCCUGGUGGCGCGCUGAUCGGGGACAGUGCCGGCUUCAUGAACGUUCCAAAAGUCAAGGGCACACAUACAUCCAUGCUCUCCGGUAUACUGGCCGCAAAAGCAGCGUUUUCCGCUCUGUCAGGAACAGAGGAUGUAGGAAGCGUGUUUUUAUACGAGUAUGAAGACGCCUUGAGGCAAUCUUCAAUCUGGAAGGAACUUAACGAGGUGCGAAACAUACGUCCUUCGUUCGGUCCGUUCGGUCUGCUUGGCGGCAUUCUGUACUCCGGGUUGGAGACGUAUCUGUUCAAGGGAAGGACGCCAUGGACUUUCAAGCAUCACUCCACGGACUCUGCAGCCACAAAACCGGCUUCCGAGUGCACCAAGAUUGAAUACCCCAAGCCUGAUGGUGUGAUCAGUUUCGACAUCCUGACCAGCGUUAGCCGCACGGGAACCAAUCAUGAGGAAGACCAGCCGGUUCAUCUGCAAGUGAAAGAUUGGGACAAACACACAGAUGCAGCGUGGCCCAAAUAUCAGGGCGUCGAGAACAGAUUCUGCCCUGCGGGUGUAUACGAAUACAUUGAAGAUCCGUCCAAACCCCACGGGGUGCGAUUCCAGAUCAACUCACAAAACUGCAUCCAUUGCAAGACGUGCGACAUCAAAGUUCCGACCCAGGAUAUCAACUGGCAGACGCCCCAGGGAGGUGAAGGCCCGAAGUAUUUCAUGACUUAGGAGACAUGCAGUUUGACACGUGCAGUAAAAAAUAUACAUACCCCUUGUUCGCACUUUUGUAUAUAAAAUUGGUCCACCGCUCGCACUCCACAUAUUCUUUUCGAGCAUUUUCGUAAAAGCCCUGUGGAUAAAACAUGUCA
Messenger RNA from Coccidioides immitis RS, 2411 nucleotides. Its product is annotated as electron transfer flavoprotein-ubiquinone oxidoreductase. The coding region runs from base 340 to 2271 and encodes 643 amino acids. The transcript is spliced from 3 exons. Gene Ontology annotation, molecular function: iron-sulfur cluster binding; electron-transferring-flavoprotein dehydrogenase activity. Lineage: Eukaryota; Fungi; Ascomycota; Eurotiomycetes; Onygenales; Onygenaceae. The record is from RefSeq and is a predicted model, not a curated record. Gene Ontology annotation, biological process: electron transport chain. Gene Ontology annotation, cellular component: mitochondrial inner membrane.